Molecule: messenger RNA, 891 nt
Organism: Plasmodium gonderi
Lineage: Eukaryota; Apicomplexa; Aconoidasida; Haemosporida; Plasmodiidae
Product: variable surface protein
Exons: 3
Coding region: 1-891 (296 amino acids)
Source: RefSeq, a predicted model, not a curated record
AUGAUAAAGAGAUUAUAUAGUAUCGCUUUCGUAGAUUCAUUAUAUGAAUAUGGCUUAUUAUUGAAAUCUUAUACAACUAAUUCCUCAGGGAACUUCAAUGAUCAGUGCACAAAUAUAAGCAAAAUAUUUUCGAAUGAUUUACAGUCAAAUGUUAAUGCAAUAUGCACGAAGGUUAUGUCAUAUUUAGAAAAUAUUCAUAAGACUAGUGAUAAUAGAUUAAUAACGUCUAGUUGUAUAUAUUUGUACUACUGGAUAUAUGAAGAAUUUAAGAAACAGGAAAAAGAUAACAGCAUAUAUACCAAAAUGAUUUAUGAUUUGUUAAUUAUGGUAUAUAAUAAUAGAGGUAAUAUAUCUAUUUGCAAUAAUUACGCGAAAACUAUAUUUAACGAUGAAGAAAUGUUAAAACUAAAAGACAUAUAUGACAUGGUCACUAUAUUACAUGAUUUAAAUAAAGAAGGUGCAUGUUCUAAUGAAGAAAAACCUAAUUGUACCAAUCAAUGUUUUAAUACAUAUAUUAAAUAUGAAGCAGAAUGUAAAUUCAAUAAUGAUCAUUAUUUUUGUAAAAUAUUAAAUGAUUUUAGAAAUGCAUAUAACACAAAAUUAAGAAAUUUAUCUGGUGCUAAUAUACAUUACAAACUGUUGCCUUCCUUCCAUACAUAUAACAUAAAACUUACUGUUAUAAUUCCAGUUCUUGUGGCAUUAAUAACAUCUGUUAUAUUAUUUAUGUUGUAUAAAUUCACUGCAUUUGGAUCAUACAUUAGCCAAAGUAUAAUAAGAGAAAAGAAUGUGUUCAAUGUUAUUGCAAAAAAAAGGAAUAUAUUAGAACAAUCAGAUAUAUCCAGCAAUAUUCCAAAUAACAGGAAAUAUAAUGUAUAUUAUAAUUUUACCUAA